Brassica oleracea var. oleracea is the source of this 1670-nucleotide messenger RNA. Its product is annotated as tubulin alpha-3 chain. The transcript has 5 exons. Gene Ontology annotation, cellular component: cytoplasm; microtubule. Gene Ontology annotation, molecular function: structural constituent of cytoskeleton; GTP binding. Bases 119 to 1471 code for a protein of 450 amino acids. Gene Ontology annotation, biological process: microtubule cytoskeleton organization; mitotic cell cycle. The record is from RefSeq and is a predicted model, not a curated record. NCBI's taxonomy places the organism in Eukaryota, Viridiplantae, Streptophyta, Magnoliopsida, Brassicales, Brassicaceae.
GAAAGAAAAAAGAAAAGAAAAGAAAAGAAGAUCUCAUUUCUCCCUCCAUCUCCCUUCCUCCUCCUCCGAAGAAGAAGACGAUCGUAAGGAUUAAGGUUUCUUCUGCGAAGCGAAGAAGAUGAGGGAGAUCAUUAGCAUUCAUAUUGGUCAAGCUGGGAUUCAAGUCGGAAACUCCUGCUGGGAGCUUUACUGCCUCGAACAUGGCAUCCAGCCCGAUGGCAUGAUGCCCAGUGAUACUACGGUUGGUGUAGCACACGAUGCGUUCAACACGUUCUUCAGCGAGACUGGCGCUGGAAAGCAUGUCCCUAGAGCUAUCUUCGUUGAUCUCGAGCCUACCGUUAUCGACGAGGUACGUACCGGAACGUACCGUCAGCUUUUCCAUCCAGAGCAGCUUAUCUCUGGUAAAGAAGACGCUGCUAACAACUUCGCCAGAGGCCAUUACACUGUUGGGAAGGAGAUUGUGGACUUGUGUCUUGACCGUGUGAGGAAGCUUGCGGAUAACUGUACUGGCUUGCAAGGUUUUUUGGUGUUUAAUGCUGUUGGUGGCGGAACUGGUUCAGGCUUGGGGUCUCUGUUGCUUGAACGUUUGUCUGUAGAUUACGGAAAGAAGUCUAAACUUGGAUUCACCAUUUACCCUUCUCCUCAGGUCUCUACUGCUGUUGUUGAGCCUUACAACAGUGUUCUCUCAACUCAUUCCCUGCUUGAACACACCGAUGUUGCUGUCCUCUUGGAUAACGAAGCCAUCUAUGAUAUUUGCCGGAGAUCACUAGAUAUCGAGAGGCCAACCUACACGAACCUGAACAGGUUGAUAUCUCAGAUCAUAUCGUCCCUCACAACAUCGCUGAGGUUUGAUGGAGCUAUCAAUGUGGAUAUCACUGAGUUCCAGACCAACCUUGUUCCCUAUCCUCGUAUCCAUUUCAUGCUGUCUUCUUAUGCUCCGGUCAUCUCAGCUGCAAAGGCUUACCAUGAGCAGCUAUCAGUCCCUGAGAUCACUAAUGCUGUGUUUGAGCCAGCUAGCAUGAUGGCUAAGUGUGACCCGAGGCAUGGGAAAUACAUGGCGUGUUGUUUGAUGUACCGUGGAGAUGUUGUUCCUAAAGAUGUUAAUGCUGCUGUUGGUACUAUUAAGACAAAGAGGACUGUUCAGUUUGUUGACUGGUGCCCAACAGGGUUCAAGUGUGGAAUCAACUACCAACCUCCAACGGUUGUUCCUGGAGGUGACCUCGCUAAGGUCCAGAGAGCAGUGUGCAUGAUCAGCAACAACACAGCAGUUGCAGAGGUGUUCUCAAGGAUCGACCACAAGUUUGAUCUGAUGUAUGCCAAGAGGGCGUUUGUGCACUGGUACGUCGGUGAAGGAAUGGAGGAAGGUGAGUUCUCUGAGGCACGUGAGGACUUGGCCGCACUGGAGAAAGAUUAUGAGGAAGUGGGUGCUGAAGGUGGAGAUGAUGAAGAAGAUGAAGGUGAAGACUACUGACACUUUCUUCUCUGAAUGAUGUGCAACCAAAAAGUUUUUUUCAAAAUUUAUGUUUCUACUUGUGAUUCUUGUUGAUUACAUGUUUCUUUUUUUUUAAUCCUGUACAAUUUACGUUGCACAUUCUCCACCGUCUUGUGUUUAUUUUGGUUCAGUUCAUUGGUAAAGUGACCAUUGAGUGUUCCAGAGUUCAUUAUCAAUC